AUGUUAAGUAGUGUUGCCAGGAGUACAUCAUCCUUAUUCAGCCGUGGCUUUGCCGCUGGUAUGACACCAAUUAUUGGUAUCGACCUUGGUACAACAAACUCUUGUGUUUCAGUUGUUGAAGGUGGCACACCAAAGGUUAUUCAGAACGCUGAAGGUGUUAGAACAACACCAUCAAUUGUUGCUUUCACCAACACAGGCGAGAGACUCGUUGGUGAGCAGGCCAAGCGUCAGGCAAUUACAAAUUCAAAGUCAACUUUCUUUGCUACAAAGCGUUUGAUUGGUUGUUCAUUUGAUGAUGAAAUGACUAAGAAAUGCCGCGAAAUGGUUCCUUACCAGAUCGUUAAAGCCAAGAGCGGAGAUGCUUGGGUCAAAGAUGAGAAAGGAAACGAGUAUUCACCAUCCCAGAUCGGUGCCUUCGUUCUCAUGAAGAUGAAGGAAACAGCCGAGGCCUAUUUGGGCACUUCUGUUAAGGAUGCAGUCAUUACUGUUCCAGCUUACUUCAACGAUUCACAGCGCCAGGCCACAAAGGACGCAGGCAAGAUCGCAGGCCUCAAUGUUAUGAGAACACUCAACGAACCAACAGCUGCUGCCCUCGCUUACGGCACAGAACGUAAACAAGGCCAAACAGUCGCUGUUUUCGAUCUUGGUGGUGGCACAUUCGAUUUUUCCAUUCUUGAAAUCUCCAAGGAUGGCGUUUUUGAGGUCAAAGCUACAAACGGUGAUACAUUCCUCGGUGGUGAAGAUUUCGAUGCCGCUCUUAUGAAGUACGUCAUCCAAGAUUUCCAGGCCAAGAACCAAAUUGACCUUGCUAAGGAUCCACUUGCCCUUCAGAGAAUCCGUGAAGCCGUCGAAAAGGCCAAAUGCGAGUUAUCUUCUAUGAUGACAACAGAAAUCAACCUUCCUUACAUUACAGCUACAGGCGCUGGACCAAAGCACCUUCAGAUGCCAAUCACUCGUGCUACAUUCGAAAAGAUUACACAGCAUCUCAUCGCUCGUACAAUCAAUCCAUGCAAGAACUGCCUCAAAGAUGCCGGCCUUACACCACAGCAGAUCAAUGAAGUCAUCCUUGUCGGUGGUAUGACAAGAAUGCCAAAGGUCAUCGAUUCCGUCAAAGAAUUCUUCGGAAAGGAUCCAUUCCGUGGUGUUAAUCCCGAUGAAGUUGUCGCUAUUGGUGCCUCCAUCCAAGGCUCCGUCAUGCGCGGUGAUCACAAGGACAUUGUUCUUCUUGAUGUCACUCCACUUUCUCUUGGUAUCGAAACAAUGGGUGGAGUUUUCUCCAGAUUGAUCCCACGUAACACUGUUGUCCCAACAAAGAAGUCCCAGGAGUUCACAACAGCUGCUGAUGGCCAGACACACGUAAACAUCAGAGUUUUCCAGGGAGAAAGAGAUCUCGUAGAAGGAAACAAACUUCUCGGUGAAUUCACAUUAGUAGGAAUUCCUCCAGCACCACGCGGUGUUCCAAAGAUCGAAGUCACAUUCGAUAUCGAUGCAAACUCAAUUGUUCACGUUUCCGCCAAGGAUAAACAGACAAACAAGGAACAACAGAUGACAAUCCAGCAACACGGUGGCCUUUCUCAGGAUGAAAUCGCUAAGAUGGUCCAAGACGCUGAGAAACACGCAGCUGAAGACAAGAAGAAGCGUGAGAUUCUCGAGAAGAAGUACGCUAUGAAACAGUACAUCAACGAGAUCGAGAAGACAAUUUCUGAAAACGAAAAGAAGUUGCCAGCUGACUUGUUGAAGAGAAUCAGAGAUUCUGUCAAGGAUCUCAAGGAUGCAAUCGCUGGAAACGAUGAAAAGAAGAUCGAAGAGAAGUAUGAUGCUCUUAAGGCUGCAUCAAUGGAAAUCUACAACGCUAUCAGCGAUAACAACACCAACAAGAACAAGAAGUAA
Trichomonas vaginalis G3 is the source of this 1890-nucleotide messenger RNA. RefSeq names its product mitochondrial-type HSP70. The record is from RefSeq and is a predicted model, not a curated record. Bases 1 to 1890 code for a protein of 629 amino acids. NCBI's taxonomy places the organism in Eukaryota, Parabasalia, Trichomonadida, Trichomonadidae. Gene Ontology annotation, cellular component: mitochondrion; cytoplasm. Gene Ontology annotation, molecular function: ATP binding; misfolded protein binding; ATP hydrolysis activity. The transcript has a single exon. Gene Ontology annotation, biological process: protein refolding; cellular response to unfolded protein.